This is a messenger RNA of Leishmania mexicana MHOM/GT/2001/U1103, 2211 nucleotides long. RefSeq names its product mitochondrial. The transcript has a single exon. Gene Ontology annotation, molecular function: RNA binding; ATP binding; RNA helicase activity. The record is from RefSeq and is a predicted model, not a curated record. Lineage: Eukaryota; Euglenozoa; Kinetoplastea; Trypanosomatida; Trypanosomatidae. Bases 1 to 2211 code for a protein of 736 amino acids.
AUGACAGCGUCCAAUGUGUUGCCACGGGACUCGUCUGCCACGGAUGACCCCACGCCGAGUGAGGUGGACUCCUCCUACACGCAUCCCCUCGACGUGAGCGACGCGCCCUUCAAGCUGUACGGAGAGUCCGCCCCGUAUGCCAAGGAAGACGCUGGCCACAUCUUCUCCUCCGCCAAAGUGCAGAGCUACGACCCCGCCAUCCUCUUCAACGAUGGGCAACUGCAAGAAGGGCACCAGGGGUUAAUCAACCCCACCGGCAGCCUCGGCGCUGGCCGAUCAGGGGAUUCGCCGCUGGCAGCCGAUGACCCGGAGACAGCAACGCAAACGACCGAGGAUGAAGAGAGCGACGCCGUCAUGCGCUCUGGACGCGACAAGCAAGGCGCCGCGGGUGCGGCAGCGAUGGCUGCGGCGAUGCUCGACUCGCGCCGCGCGGCUGAAGGCAUAGCCAUGGUACCAGGCCACCCGCUCCCGGUCGUCUUCCCACGAUCUGACGGGCUGUCGCCGGCUUCGCGCGUCGUCAAGAAGUUCGGCUCCGGAGGUUUGCACGAGACACACGCUGGAAAGCAGGCACGUCAGACGAGGGAGAGCAGCGAAGAGAACGGUGAUGCGAUCAUGUGCGGUGAGGUCAUGGAGAGUGAGCGGUGCGUCGAGUCGCACAGCCUGCAGCACAGCAUUACAUGGCGGGUCCAGGUGCUUGAUGAGCACUGCAAGCCCACUCCCAUACAGCACUUUCAGCACUUCCGCGACGCGAUGGAUGUGCUGCCGGCGCGUGUAAUGCAGGGGCUGAGUGAAUCAGGGCUCACGCGCCCGACGCUCUUCCAGUCGGCCGCGAUCCCGCAGCUGAUGCGCGGGCGCGAUGUCGUCGGCAUCGCUCCCAAUGGCAGCGGCACGACACUCGCUUACGCCGUGCGGUCCAUGGCCGUGCUCGUGAAGGUCAAGGCCGCCGAGGAGCAGGAGCGGCUGGCGAAGGUGGUGGAAGAGGGCGCCGAGUCGGCGCCACUGCCGCCAGAGCUGUCUGAGGCGCCGUCAUCAUCGUCUGGCGAGGUCGUGGCGCACCCGAUUGUGGUUGUGCUGUGCACCAACCGCCAAACGGUGCUGCGGACGGCCGCGAUGUACAGCAGCCUCGCUGGCGAAGACGUUCGACUCGUGGCAGCGUAUCAGUUGGUGAACGGUGGCGAUGAAGAAGGCCAGCGGAGCGCCAUUCGCCGGAAGAAGGGCUGCGACGUAAUUGUGGCCACGCCAGCUUGCCUGACGGCGUUGGUGCACGAGGGCCAUGUCGCUCUGAGUCGCGUGCACGUACUGGUGGUAGACAGAACGAACCAUCUCUUGGCGGUGGACCCCACCCCGAAUGGCCGCUCAGCGUUGCAGCAUGUCGAGGACAUAAUGCACGCUGUGAAAGAGAACGGCGUCGCGCAUCAGUUUUCUCUGUGGUGCACCGAGUUGGGGCCGUCCCUCGAGUCCCUCGUGCGCAAGUACAUGUCACCGCUGACCGUGACGGUGAUGGCGACGCGCGAGGAGCACACAAACGCGAAUGUGCGCCAGAUCCUGUACCCGCUGCCCAGUCGCGAUGACCGUAUCAAGGCCAUCCAGCAGCUGUACGACCAGGGCACCAUCUUGAAGCGCGACCAGGUGGUGGUGUACUGCGCCUAUCGCGAGACCGCCGAGGAGGUGAGGAGGGAGCUGAUUAAGGCGCUGUCUGCCCCGUCGUCCAUGGUUCAGUGUGUGCACAGCGGCCUGCGCUCUCGCAAGCGCAACGAACUCCUCAAGGCCUUCCAGCACGGGGACAUACGCAUUUUGGUUGUCACGGACGUGGCGACAAAGCGACUCGAUGUCGAGGAGCUGGAGCACGUCAUCCACUACGACCUGCCUGCCGUCACGGAGGUGUACAUGCAGCGCGUUAGCCAGGUGGACCGCUCCUGCCGCCAAGGGACGUCGCACACCUUCCUCACCCCAGGCGACACCCGCGUGCCGAGAAUUGCCAGAUUUGUGGAGAAGCAGACGGAACACGCCCUCAACGAUGACAUCCGCAAGAUAAUCGCGGACAUCGAGACCGCGGACGGCGAGGACAGCUGGGUCACCCCGGUGCUGCGCAUGCAUGGCCACGCCGUGUCGAACACGAAAUGGCAGGUGCGCGGACGGCGGGAGAUACGGCAGCAAGUAGAGACGCUCUCUGGUCUAGUGUGCGAGUCGGACAAGAAGCCUGUGGGCUAG